AAAUUUCAAAAUGGCGGCAAGAGCAGUUAGGAGAGGACUAGACCAUUUGAAAAGYAAAGAAUUUAGGGAGUACUUAUGCAGCACGCAUUUCUGGGGUCCAGUUGCAAACUGGGGGUUGCCGCUAGCAGCAAUUGCUGACAUGAAAAAAGACCCCGAGUACAUCAGUGGGAAAAUGACUGGAGCUCUUUGUAUCUACUCAAUGUUAUUCAUGCGUUUUGCCUGGAAAGUACAUCCGAGAAAUAUGCUCUUGUUUGCAUGUCACUUUAGUAAUGAAGUUUGUCAAUUAGGACAGAUGGGAAGAUUGAUAAAAUACAGGCUGGAGGGUGGUGARCCRYCUCAUGCAGUGGAAAUAACAGAAAGCUGAAAAUGUUUUUACAUGUACGUCUCUUACUUUUAUUUUUUAAUUCACAAGGUUUGACCAUCAGCUAAACGCUUAAACCUAASUAUGGGGCAUCUUGAAAGGUAGUCAUGCUUUUGCAUCAUAGUGAGGCAACUGUUGAGCUUGCAAUACUAGAAAUUUUCACACAUAAAAGACAGUUAUUCACAGCUCAAGGCUGUCUUGCUUCAAUGCAAAGGCACGGUUACCUUUCAAGAUGGCACAGGGAACCCAGUCAGUGUUCAUCUGACUAGAUCAAUGUUUUAAAUGGACCAAUCAGUCCCUAAUGUACUUCACUAGUUGCUGGAAAAUACAAGCAAUUAUAACUAUUUCAUUAUUUAUUUUUUUCCUUAUUUGAACUAUUUAAUGCAACUUGGAGUCAAAAACAGCGAAAGGUCUGCUUGCAGGUCAUCGUGACAGCUUUCAAACUGGUUUCUCCUCCAUUAAUGAUAAAUAAUAUACCACAAAAACUUUUCCUAUUAUUUGUGCCAGAAUGUCUUACCCAACUUAUUGAAUUACAAACAUCAAAACAAAGAGAAACUCUAGUGAUUAGAGUAAUCUAAAUUGUAGUGAAUAUCUUUGUUUUCAGCUGUUUAAUUGAGUUAAGUCAUUAAACCUGUGAAAGAAAAAUUUAAUAUUUCAUUGUGAUAGUUAAAUAGACAAAAGAAAACAAUGUAAUUAGAGUGUAUUAAGAUUUAUUAAUUAGUGUAAUAUCUAUUUCACAAGUUUAAUGGCUUCACUCUAGUCUAGUACUAUAYUGUGUGAUAUUUCGCACUAUUUGGUUUAGUACAUUUUCAUGCUUUGUGUUUGAACUCUAGAGUUAAAUUGCUUUGAAAGUAUACAUUCAAUGAUAUCAAUACUUAACUAGAAUUUUAUCAUAAUUUAACCUGUGAUAGUAUAUCUAUUUAGGCAUGUUGAGGGCCAUGGUUCACUGGCAUUCAUUUUUUUCUUAAAAGUUUUUAUUGUUGUUGUUGUUGUUUGUUUAUAUUGGAACAAAAAUACAUCAUAAAUGAGCAAAAAAGUACUCUUUUUUAAAUAUUUUUGCUCUAUAAAUGUAAUUUAUAAAUUUCAAACUUAAUUAUGCUGAUAAAUGGAUGGAUUGUGAUUGGAUAUAAUUUUCAAGUYAUUUCGUUUUCCAUGUACAUGUAUGAAAAAAACUACAAUAUCUAUAACAGCACUUUGAAAGCUGGUAGACCAUGGCCCUUUGAGAGACUGAAUUUCCACAAUUUUUCAUUUUUUCAUUACAAGCAUUUUUCAGGUAAUUUAAUUACUGCAGCACUCACUUGUUUAAACAGUGUCAUAUUUAAAGAUAUCAUAAGCAAAGAAGGCAAUUUGUACAGACAUUUAUUGAAAUGUACUUCACUUKAGUUUGCUUCAAAAUAUUUUCUGAGUGAGAUUAUCUAAAACUACACCAUUUGUGGAAAAUUUGACAUUUUCGUAAUAUGUAUAAAAUAUUUACCAGAAUUAKUAGUUGUUCAAAGGUUUUAAUAAAGUAUGUAUAGAUGAUCGA
This is a messenger RNA of Exaiptasia diaphana, 1886 nucleotides long. RefSeq names its product mitochondrial pyruvate carrier 1. The record is from RefSeq and is a predicted model, not a curated record. NCBI's taxonomy places the organism in Eukaryota, Metazoa, Cnidaria, Anthozoa, Actiniaria, Aiptasiidae. Gene Ontology annotation, biological process: pyruvate import into mitochondria. The transcript has 6 exons. Bases 11 to 364 code for a protein of 117 amino acids. Gene Ontology annotation, cellular component: mitochondrial inner membrane.